Molecule: messenger RNA, 2970 nt
Organism: Chanos chanos (milkfish)
Lineage: Eukaryota; Metazoa; Chordata; Actinopteri; Gonorynchiformes; Chanidae
Gene: macrod2
Product: mono-ADP ribosylhydrolase 2
Exons: 19
Coding region: 148-1491 (447 amino acids)
Biological process (GO): purine nucleoside metabolic process; peptidyl-glutamate ADP-deribosylation; DNA damage response
Cellular component (GO): nucleoplasm
Molecular function (GO): ADP-ribosylglutamate-[protein] hydrolase activity
Source: RefSeq, a predicted model, not a curated record
UCUACUAUAUUUUUUGACAGCUUCUCAGGUGAGACAUCUCGGUCAGGAGCUGUUUCACUUUCUCUUGAGUUGACGAACACCCUCACUGUGAGCCUGGGGUUGUUAAACUCAAAAAACAGUCAUUCGAAGCCCACACACCACGGCAACAUGAGCAAAAAGAAAAAGGAGUGGAGAGCGGAGAAAGAGCGCUUGCUCAGUCUAGGACUUGAGGAGAGACGCAAAGAAUACAGAGGCAGCUACAUCACCCUGGACAACAUUCCCACCUGGAGAAAACAUGACAAGAGUGCAGCUAAAGAAGAAGAGGAGGAGCCGUCUGUAUUCUUGAGUGAUAAAGUAUCUCUCUUCAAAGGUGACAUCACCACUCUGGAAGUGGAUGCCAUAGUGAAUGCUGCAAACUCCAGUCUGCUUGGCGGAGGAGGAGUGGACGGCUGCAUCCACAGAGCAGCGGGACAUUUCCUGUAUGAGGAGUGCCUUUCACUAAAUGGCUGUGACACGGGCAAAGCCAAGAUCACCUGUGGCUAUGACCUACCUGCCAAAUAUGUGAUCCAUACUGUGGGCCCAAUAGCCAGGGGAAAUGUUGGCCCUUCCCAAAAAACGGACCUGGAAUCCUGCUACAAAUACUCCCUCGAACUGCUGAAAGAGAAUGGGCUACGGUCUGUGGCCUUUCCAUGCAUCUCUACAGGAAUUUAUGGUUUCCCUAAUGAACCUGCUGCAGAGAUAGCGCUGAAGACUGUGAGGAACUGGCUCAAGAAGAACAAGGCUGAGAUCGACCGUGUCAUAUUCUGUGUUUUCCUGGAGAUGGAUCACAAGAUCUACAAAGACAAGAUGUCACGUGUCUUCUCAGCAGAUAAUGAAGUGGAGAAAAGUGAGUCUGCACAGGAGGAAGGUAACACCCCUCCUUCAAAGAAAUCCAAAAGUAAGAGCAAGGAUGGAGAAGAGGAUGCUGAUGAAGAGCAAGAGGAGGAGGAGGAAGAAGAGGGGAAGGGAGAAAAGGAGACUGAAGUCACACCCGUGGAGAACCAAAAAGAUCCAGCCGGUCCUGAGCCUGGGGGAUCCAGUGAGGAGAAGGAAACGACUGAUAGAGGGUCUGCUACAGAGGAGAAAAAGAAGAAAGUCCCAGAAAACCAGCCCGAGGAACAAGAGGAGAAAAAAGAAGGAGAGAAAGAAGGAUCAGAGGAACCUCCCGCGGAGACAGCACCAAGCCUGAACACUCCAUCACCUAAAGACCCCGCGGCACCAGAGAAGGAGGAAGACAAAAACUCAGUAGAUCCUGAGAAGUUCAAGGACGGCAGUCAGCCACCAGAGCCCAUGGAAAUGGAGGGAGAUGUAGGGGAAAGUCCAUCCACAGAGGCCAAGAAGACUGACACCAGCAACAAUGACGUUGAAAUGGAAUCUCAGAAUUUGGACUCUCAGGAAGCAGAGCCAGUGCAGGCAGACAGCAGUCAGUCCAAAGAUGACAGUGUAGAGCAGAUGGACACCCGAAAGGAAUGAGACGACAAUCAGCCUCAUGUGAAGAGAGCCGGCAAACUGUGUGAAGGCAAACACAUCACACCAAUAUAGUACCACACUGGGGAGUCCCCACAAUGCAGGGACACGACAUGUCCCCGUCUAUUACUUACCAUUCUUCCAUGUCAACCCUCUUUCUUUAUGCGAUCAAAUCAGUGAGAAAACUGACAUCUAUUGUAAAUGUAAACAGAAUUAAGGGGUGUAUAAAAUGAACAUAUCAGAGAGGUGAUUUUGGGGUGAGUGGGGAGGGUUUAUUCUGGGGGGACAUGGUUAUGUGACCUCGCUGAGAUGCUGCUUAAACAUUCCCAUUCUCUUGAGCAUCCUUGUGCUGGAAUUCAGCUGGUUUCAUGGCCCAUACAAAUCGCUAAAAAAAAAAAAAGGCAGAAGUUCCCUUAUCGUUCAAACAUAUCUACCGCUCACUAUUCACAAAGCUUUGGACGUGCUUACCUGAGGCUCAGUGUUCCUAAACAGCCUCGCUCAGAUGUCCGUGACUAACAGAACACACAGAUUGUUUCAGUCCUUUUCACUGAUCAACACUAACCCGACUGUGACAUGUUUUUCAUGUGUGUUUGAUUGCAUGUGUGUGUGUGGAUGUAUGGGUGGGUGUCUGUCAAAGGCAUUGAUGUCACUAAUUAAUGAAAUUCUAGAACAUAUUUUGUACAGAUAUGAGUGAGCUUUUAAAUCAAGCGAGUUAGACCAUCUAAUGUACAUCACACAGAACUACUCAGAGCUCGGUUUUCUUGCUGUUUCUCCGCCCGUGCUUCAUCACCUGAGCCCCCCCCUCUCCCUUGAUCUGACUGAGGUUUCUAACAGGGCUUGUGUACACGGUGUAGUCUGCUUCAAAAUGACAACAAGUGCUAAAAAUCUCUUUCAUCUCUCAAAUGGGCAUUGAUCAGUUUUUGAUCUUCAAAGCAACUCUGAUGGCUAAUUAAACGGGAAAGUAUCGUUAGUGUCACAUUGACAGCUCUGUUCUGCAGUCAGUUAACAGAUCCAUUCUGUCAACAUGUAUUUCCCCACAUGCAUGCCAACAUUGUUUUCCAGUUUUUCUUUUCCCUCCAGUAAUUACAGUCCUCCUCUUUCUCUCUAUCUCUUACUCUCUGUCUUAUGCUCUUUCUCUCAGCAAUUUUACCAGAUUGUCUUUCUGUCUCAAGUAUCUGCCUUAUCUGACAUGAUAGAAACUACAUGAUCACAAACUGGUGGUGGUAAAAAUGCUUACUUGUUUGUUGCUUCGAAUGAAUUGAUCCAUAUCCAAGGUGACGAGUGGUUGCUUUUUCUUUUCAAAACUAUUUUCUUUUGAUCAAUAUUUUUGGUUAAUAAAGCAAAAGAAGGCGUCAUUUCUUUCUAAAUAAAAGUUGAUUUGUUCCUUUCAGUGGUGCCAUACUGUAUAUCAGAUGAACUUAUGCCUUCAUACUUUGAUGUUUGCUUUGCUAUACAACAACAAUGAAUAAAGUAUAAAAAGUUGUU